UCCAGACUCAACCACAUCAGUAUGAGCACAGCUCCUGUCCAGACCUGACUUCAUCUCCGAGCGUCUCAUCCAUUAUUAUUUACCCUUACACUGUCAUGCACAAUCGAGGAGUUGAAACUGCGUGUAGAUGGAAUACAUUUGGGCGGUCGAAUCAUCAAAUAGACUCGCAUUAUUCUCAGGUGGUCUGCUUUUCCCACUUAAGGAGAUGUUAUAUACCGCAUUUGGAAAAGAGGACUGCCGUAUGACUGUUUAGAAUAUUAAUCAGUUUCUUUUGGGAAAGGCCUUUUUUUUUUUUUAAAUCAUGGAGGAAAGCAAUACCAGUGAAUCAGUGCCAGAUUUAAAGGAUCUGGAGGUGAAAGUGGGGAGGAAGACACCGGAGGGACUCCUGAAGUGGAUGAGAGAGGACCACAAGAUCAUUUCUCAUCAUCACCAGACAGAGAGCACUGAGACAGAGAAUAAGGGCCUGGACGAGAAGAUCCAAAAACUUAAAUUGGAGAUGGCUCAUCUACGAGCAGCAGAUGUCAAGAUCUUGAACCAGUUGCUAGCCUUGCAUGAGGGAAUUGAGGCAGUCAAAUGGCUCCUGGAAGAUCGUGGAAUGCUCACCAGCCACUGCAGCAGUCUGACCAGCAGCCAGUACAGCUUAGGGGAUGGUCCUGACACCUCCUGGAGGGGCAGCUGGAGCAGCCUGCAAGAUCCCCAUGACAAGCUUGACAACAUUUCCAUCGGCAGCUACUUGGACACAUUAGCUGAUGACCUGGAUGAGUACUGCCCCUCCAGUGGGACUGAUUCUAUUCUCUGUCCUGCCUCUAUGGGUACGGAGGGCUCCAGAUGUACUGGAGGAGGGAUAAGCAGUGCCACCGCAUCUGCAACCAGAUAUCCACAAGUCAAGUCUGAGACUCCUAAGGAAGAAGCUCAGAUUUGGAGUAAAGCGGUUUCUGAGACAGGGAGGCCACAACCUUCAGUCAACUAUGACUCGAAUCAGGCACAGCCCUCCAAGACCAAAGGAAUCCUUGAUAAAGCAGUGAAGCAAAUGGUUGGCUCAGACUUAUCCAGGGCCUGUCUGACUGAGAAGCUUGGGACGAGUUUGAGCCCUAAAGUGAAAACACAUAAGAAUGGCAAACUUGAGCUGGAGGCCUGCAAAAUGAAUGGCAAAGUUGAGCUAGAGGCCUGCAAAAUGAAUGGCAAAGUUGAGCUAGAGGCCUGCAAAAUGAAUGGCAAAGUUGAGCUAGAGGCCUGCAAAAUGAAUAGCAAGGUUCAACUAGAGUAUGACGCACACUGGCGCUGGGUUCAGUCACAGGAUGAUGUGACAUUUUUGUGAUAAUGUAGAUUAUUAUCAAGCCAAAGGUGUUGAUCAGAGACUGGUCUGUUUCUCUAGUCUCCACUGAGCUUUUGUUUGCAAACAUUGAUGUCAGAUUUAUUUGAGGACAACCUCUCAAAAUAGAUCUUAAAAUGUCAGAGGUUAAGCGCCUGAUCUGUGUGGGUCAAAGUUUGAAAACCCUGAAUUAUACAUGGUGUUUAUUUUUCUCAGUGUUAAAAUACUUUUUCUUCUCCUCGCUUAAUAUGUAGAGAUAACUAUAAGCAAUUCAUCGGUUAAAGGUCCUGUAAGCGAUUUCAUCCAUUCUACUUCCUUGAGACUGAGCUGUUGCUGAGCCAUGCCCCCUCUUUCCAAAACCCAGCACUCCAAAGAUAACAAAUGAGCUUUAAUGAGACCAAUAUUGUGCAGAAAUGGAUGUUUAAAACAACCGCAGCAAAAUAGCGCCCUCAACAGACGACUGUUAUGAACAACAUGGCUUAAAAAUGUCAGUAAGCCUCAAUAAUUUGCUGCAACUACAAUACUAUGAGAACGUUCAAAAUGAUUGACAGGUCAAAAGCAUCAUUGUCUGUGGCCCAGGGACACAUUUUUAUUUGCUGUUUACAGACUCUAGUGCUAUCAGGUGAGAUAUCUUACGGUGUAGGAACAUUUUUGCAUAUCUUUCCAUGAAAAAAUAGCUUACAGCACAUUUAAUUCCCCCAAAAAGUGUAAAUAUUGUUGCUCUCUGGUUCUGUUGAAACAUUGCUCUGUUUAUUUGAGCAUCCCGACUAGCCCUACAUUGCAACAUUGUCUCAACCAAUAGUGUGAGUUUGGGCCAGGUCUAUUUGUACUCUGUCCAAGUGUUUGUAAACAAAAAUGUUUUUGCAGUUCUGUUUGGUGACGUUUGGUGGCCCAGAAAUGACACAUUUCACCUUGAAUUAUAUUAUAGGUUAUGUAGAUGUUAAAGGAUGCAUGUUUCAAAUGUCGGUUUUAUAUGCAAAUCAUAAUCUUUUCUUAAGUGGCAUCUAUUUCCAGAAUUUCAGCACAACUAUUUAUUAACAAGAGUCAUCUUCUUCAAUUGUUUUAUUACUGUGCAAGUCAGUUACUUAUAUCCCUUAAAUUAUAUAAUUGCUCUAAACUUACUCUCUAAGCAUAUGUUGUUGCUGUUUUCUAUUUUAAGGCCUGUCAGAGAGUUCAUCUCUUAAAGAGAACUAUAAAACAGUCCUCAGAAGCAAUCAGUCCUCAGAAAAAAGUUAAGAAGAUGACGAAUCAUGUAUUCUAGUGGGCCGUUCAGACCAAAUGCGUUCUUGCUUUAAAAAAUAAAUAAAAUAAAAGCAAUAAAUGGAACACAAUGCAGGUGCCUCGGGACUAAUUUGUAAAAUUUUAAAUGUUUUUAAAAGUUCUUUUAACGCGACACAACAUCUUAAAACCUCAACAUUUAUGCGGAAAACACUGCAAAAACAGUGAGUAAUGACACAACUGACGCAAUCACACAUUCUGUUUGAACAGCCCCUUAGUCUGUUAUUUGCUCAUGUCUACAUAAUGCACCAGUGCUUACAAUUGAAAAGAACAUUGAUCAUUUCCUUAAUAUUUCCGAGUGGACCAAAGUUUGUUUAGCUAACACAAACCAAGAGGUUGAAACCACAUAUUUUUUACAAAAUCACAAUGAAAUAGAUGUUUUUUAUGCUGUGGAUGACCAUUUUGUCUGACCUUUCUGGUGAUUACAAUAAUGAAAAACAAUAGGAAAUCAAACAGGAGGAAAUAUUUAAAUCAUACUUAAUUUACUACCAAAGUCUUAAAUCUCCCUAUAGUGCACUCUUUUGAGUUAACAUUUUAAUGUCACAAAUUAAUUCUGAAUACCAAGCAUGUUCCCAUCUGUUACAAUGUGACCCUGUUACAAAAGGCAGUGUCCAGAAUAAGCAACACCCUUGAGUUGCCUUUGACAAUUAAUUAUACAGGAUACAUUUAUUAGACUAAAAAGCCACGCAUUUCAGCACACAAGCCUUCAUCAGGUUUUACUUCAACUAUACAUUGUCUUCUCCAUGCACCAGACUGAUUACUCUUUUCUGAUGACAUUUUCUCCAUAUCUAAAAUGUUUAUUUGAAAGCUGCUUGUACUAUUUGUCUGUCAGAAUGAAUAUGUAAUCAAUGAGUAAAAUGCUGUAAUUGAAAUCUUUUAAUCAGGUAAACUGGGUGUUAGGUUUAGAGCAUAAACAACGAUUUUGGAGUACUUGUUUUUACUAGUUCUUUUGAUCGCCGAUGCCAGAAACUUUGUGAACGUGAAUGUCAAAUAUUGUUAAUUUUACUGCACAGUUACAAGUAGUAAUGUUCAAACAAUCCAAUUCCAUGGAGAACAGUGAUUAUGCUGUUGUCUUGGAAGUGGCAGGAUGCCAUUUCCUUACAAUGAGGAGAUUUAUUUUAGCACUUAAAGUGCAAUUGUAAUUUAAAGUUGCUCAGAAAUGGCCAACUCUUACCAAUUAAUAUAAUUCUAUAUGUGGUGUAAAUGUUUGGCUUGUCACGGUGUUAGCACUGGAUAUAAUCCUGCAUUGCCUGUUUUGUAUGCAAAGAGAACUGCAUUGUUAUGAAAUAUAUUUUUGGUCUAAUUGAGCUUAGCUACAGAACUAUCAGUAUUCACUAAUAUAACAUUUAGUGUUAUGUAAUAAAACAUGGUACAUGACAAAAUGUUGGAUUUUAUUUCUAAACGUGAAAACCAUGUAUUCAGUUUGUAUUUAGUAAUGUGUGCAGUAUUUAUGCAUUCAUUGUUUUGUUUUCUGCAGAACAAGAUGACAGUAUUAUAACUACAGUAAGCUCAGAUCAGGCCCUCUCUUCAUCUCACAAACACCCACUCUUAGUUAAUAAUGUCUCUGUGCCUCUUGGAAAAGGGUUUCCAUGACUACUGAAUAUAUAUAUGUAACUUUGUGUGUUGCUCAGCUGUUUGGUCAGAAUCCAAUAGAGCAAUAUAGACUGUCCAAUUCCAAGGGGCUACAGUAAAGUGGAUUAUGGCAGGAAUAGGGGAAGAUAUUGUGAUGUGUGAGGGUAAUCAAGAAGGACUGAAAUGAAAUAUUGGAUGAAGGAUGAAAUAAAA
Messenger RNA from Xyrauchen texanus (razorback sucker), 4375 nucleotides. RefSeq names its product leucine rich adaptor protein 1-like. NCBI's taxonomy places the organism in Eukaryota, Metazoa, Chordata, Actinopteri, Cypriniformes, Catostomidae. Gene Ontology annotation, biological process: positive regulation of canonical NF-kappaB signal transduction; positive regulation of cytokine production. Bases 302 to 1318 code for a protein of 338 amino acids. The record is from RefSeq and is a predicted model, not a curated record. The transcript is spliced from 3 exons.